GAGUCAGGACAAUUGCAAUUGAGAGAGUGGGAGGUUUGGCAGAAGGAAGAGGAUGAGGAGCUGGAAAGUGAGCUCGAAAGUGCCGCGACGCGGAGUUCCAGUUGCGACUAUCAUUGCCCGCAUCUCGGUGAUUGGUCGGAUCCCGGAGCUGUAUCUUUAUAUGCGCAUGCAGUAACUUAUAGUAUGUUCUUGAGACUGCAGCUCAUGCUCUGUCUUCAAGUACUCCUUCCUAUCGACUUUAUCGCAGGGACACUCAUCAAGGCUAAUCCAUUCCAGGCUGUUACUGACCAUUCAUUAGUUCUUUCCGUCAAUUCGAUUCCAAGCAAUCCCAUACGUAGUCACGGCGGGAUCAGGUCAGGUGACCGACGAGGCCAUGGAUUGAAUCCCUUCUCUCCAGGAGAUAUACUUGGGUUCUCAGCCAAUAGUACAGAGGAGUCACGCUACAAUACUUUCCAUCUAUUUUCACUGCUACUGGUACAAUUUAUCCGGGCUGUAUAGCGGAUCAUCUCCGUGAUCUCCUCACCAGCGAAACUGAAGGGAGCGAUAAAACUCUCCGGGCUGGAU
This is a messenger RNA of Aspergillus japonicus CBS 114.51, 564 nucleotides long. RefSeq lists its product as uncharacterized. Lineage: Eukaryota; Fungi; Ascomycota; Eurotiomycetes; Eurotiales; Aspergillaceae. The transcript has a single exon. The record is from RefSeq and is a predicted model, not a curated record. The coding region runs from base 184 to 498 and encodes 104 amino acids.